AUGAUGUACAAGUUGUGUGUCACUGUCAUCCUCCUAAUAUCGUGUUCUGUUAUUGGAUUGCAUCAUGAUAAUCGAGAACAGUAUUGGCCACCCUUGACCGUAGAGGCUUUGGUCGAUACAGCCGAUGACCGGGUGGAUCUUGCAAUCAAACCCUUUGUGAAACGACCGGCNGCUCGAACUGGCCAUCUGGCCAGUUAUUACGAACUGCUUUUGCGUUCUUUAGCUACUGAUGUGGAAGUGGAAGCCAGUAGUUCACAAUUGCGACGCAUGGCAGAUUUGGAACAAGCACUGCUACAGCAACCCCAGCAUCCAACGUACAGUUUAUACCCACAAGUGCUUGAUAUACACAAGGUUAUAAGAUCAGUGAAGUUCGGAGGGGCGAUCGACGAG
This is a messenger RNA of Echinostoma caproni, 390 nucleotides long. NCBI's taxonomy places the organism in Eukaryota, Metazoa, Platyhelminthes, Trematoda, Plagiorchiida, Echinostomatidae. The record is from the annotation of a GenBank genome assembly.